This is a messenger RNA of Durusdinium trenchii, 4004 nucleotides long. The record is from the annotation of a GenBank genome assembly. NCBI's taxonomy places the organism in Eukaryota, Dinophyceae, Suessiales, Symbiodiniaceae.
CAACAUACUAGCAAUGGCCUCCAACCUACUAACUAUAUUAUUUGAUAUGUGUUUGCACAUUGUAUGAACGGAAAGAUGAAAGUCGAUGACUUUGUUCUCAACGGUGAGCUGAUGUGAUGCAUGUUUUUCCCGCAGCAUGCCCUUUGCAGCCUGGUGUCGUCACGAUUCUGCUUUUGACCAAUCGAUUGUUUUACCAUGGCGGAUGGGGCUGACCUUCAGAAGGUCUUGCAACAGAAAAAAGAAGAACGCCAUCGCCUUGAGCAAGAAAGGCAAUGGCUCAUGCAACGAGACAGCAAAGAGCGCAAGCUGACUUCGGCUAUGGCCCUGGCCACGAAACGCGCCAAGAGGGUGAAGACCAUUGAUUUGUGCUUCGUUGUGGACCUCACGGCUUCCAUGCAGUGGUGGCUCAAGACUGUUCAUGAGAAGAUGGAUGAGAUCAUCGAAGAUAACAGGCAGUAUUUGGGAGAGCUUGCUCGGGUGAGGGUUGCCUUUGUAGGUUACCGUGACUAUGAUGACAAAGACCAUCCAGUGGUGCAUCCAUUUACCAACAACAUCGACGAGAUCAAAACAUUUUUGAAGCGUUUGGAGGCCAAUGGUGGUGGUGAUGUGAGUGAAGAUGUCCUUACAGGCUUGGAAGAAGCAUUGAAGCUAGAUUGGUCCGCCACAGCAAAGGUGCUGUAUUUGCUGAGCCAGACUCCCCACCAUGGCUGGCGUUUUCACCAACUGUGCGAACUGAACACAGACGCGCAGAGCCUGAAAGAAGUGGUAGCUGCUUCAGGUGUCCAAGACAAAGCGCAGGUGGAACGAUCACUUCCAAACGAAUUCUACGACCUACAUUGCGAGGAUCCUAGGCAGUGGACGCCUAUGGAUGAUGUCCUGAAGGAGUUUCAACAGCGAGGGGUACAAAUGGUGAUUCUUCGGCUUGGGACGGUCACUGACAAAAUGAUACAGGUCUUCAAACAGCAAUAUUCAGUUCCCGGAACAGCUUCAUUGGAGCUCAAGGUCUAUGAUGCUCGUCGAGAUGCCAAGCAUUUCCGCUGCAUCGUGUCUUCAUCCUCGGCGAACAGCUUCAGCGGCUCAGCUUCACGGAUGGGUCAAGCGAGAGCAGUCCCCCAGAAGCUGCUAACAUACGUCGUGGAUGACACGCCCGUGAAUUGGGAAGUCAGAGAUGGAUGGUGUACAGUAGAAGCACAACUCUACACCUACAUCAUGAAUGAAGUGGACGAGCCGCCGCAGAAGACCUCGUGUCCCUUCAUGGCAGCCCUUCAUCCAAGGCCCUUUGGCAAGGGAGCGAUGCGAUUUGCUUUCUAUCUUGUUGACCAAGGACACCCAGACCGCAAGUAUGUGGGCAAAGUCUAUCAGUUUGACGACCCUGCUUUCCAACAAAAGUCCACCUACGAGGGGGACAUGGCUUCGCAGGCGGUGGCUGGCUAUUUGGCAAAGGAGUUUAGCGUUCAGUACGUCGAAGAUCCAAUUGAGUUUGUGCAAGCUCAGCUUUUGGACUUGGGCGCUGAUUCAGACUUUCCUUUUCGCUUUAUGGCGAUUGAACCCUGGAUCCCAGGUAGGUAUGAGAAGUUCACCUCCAAUGCUGGCUACAUCUCCAAAGAUUCUGACUUGGCGCAAGCGUUCACACACUUCACUUGGGAAUUCACAGCCGGGGACAUCAUGGUCGCUGACAUUCAGGGAGGUGGUAACACCUUGACUGAUCCACAGAUUCAUUCUCAGGACACAGAUCGCUUUGGGCGAGGAAACUUGGCCACCAAAGGCAUGGACGCCUUCUUCUUGAACCACACGUGCAAUGAUAUUUGUCAUACUCUUAAGUUGCGAGAACAUCCUCUUCAGCCAGGCCCUGCGCCUGAAGAUGUCGUUGCUUGGCCAGGACUCGACGCCAUUCCCGAGAUGGCGACUUCAGGUCAAGACCUAAAGGUGGAUUGGAUGCCGUUGCCCGGUUCCAAACUCAGCCUCUUCCUCGAUGCCGUGCGGACAGACGCGAUGGUUGAGUGGCUUGAAGGAUCUGCCACGUGCACUCUCGGCGGCGCGGUGGUUGAGUGGCAAGGACGCUGGCCAAAGAUAGCGCAGGUUCUCCCAGAUUCACCUGCCUUUGACGCUGAAUGUCGAGCAGACACCUAUUUGGACCUCGUUGGAGCGCAAAAGGUGGAAGGGUGGUCAAGGGAGGAGGUAUUGAAACUCUUGGCCUCCGACAACAACAUGAUGGUCUUCAGGGCAUCCAAUGACAAGAUCAAGUCUAUGCUCUCGGAGGCCUCAAGAGAAAGUUCGCCAGCUCGCGGGGAUUUGAGAGACAUGUUGCACUUCAUGUCGGAUCUGGAAGAUCACCUUGAGCAUGUGCUUGAAGGUCUUUCUCGCAGAGAUGAAGCAAAGGGAUUUCUUCAUGACUUGUUUGCGAAGCGCCUCCACCUCCACAAAGACUUUGCGAAGCACAUGUUUCUCGACAGAUUGCGAUUGGAUGCCACAGAAAGGCUGCAACAGCCAGACAGCUCAGAGGGUUGGAAUGAUGAGCUUCAGGUGCCAUAUGACUCCUUGGCUGGGGCCACCUUCGCUUGGACCCAGCCUCCAAGGGUCCUUAGCGUUGCUGCAGGAUCGCCAGCAGAGGGGCAGUUGUCCAUUGGUGAUGCACUGAUUGCAAUUGAUGAAGAAAACACUGAAAGAAUGUCGCGCCUGCAGAUCUUAAAACAGCUAGAGAAUUGCCGUGGCAUUGAAGUGCGUGUGGGCGAUGCUACCCGUUCGGAGCAAUUUGAGCGUUUGAGCGGCUUGGAAGUCGGCAGCAUGGCUGGAAGGAGAAUGACUUGGACAGACCCGCCCAGCUUUCACGAUGGCAAUCUACUUUUGGAGAUUGGUGGUGUGGAGGUGUUCGGGAAGUCGAAGCAGGAAGUCUUGGCAUUGCUGAAAACAUCGGACGGCUGGGCCCGCUUAGAUCUUGAACACGUGAAACUGGGGAGGCGCCUCUCGAAAUUGGGGUGCCAAGACCGAUUGCAGGAACUCAAGGUGCCAGUUCACAUGGACUUCACUUGUCAAGGCUGUGCCCGAGAACCUUUGAUCGGUGCCUGCCACACAUGCAAGGAUUGCAGCGUGCACUUGUGCAGUGCUUGCUAUCGAGGCAGGGCGCAUGCGCACACGCCGGGUCACAGCUUCUCAGUGCUGGAGUACGCAGGGGCGGAUGCUUUCGAUGCAAAGCCACCACCGAAGUUGGAAGACGGAUCAGCUGUGGUAGUCAUUGGCACAGGCAAGAAGUGGGAUGGGCAGCCCGGGCUUGCCAUGAAUAUGGCACCGGCUUCUUCUGAAGGCCAUUCACUCUGGACUGUGCUGAUUGAAGGCGAGGACGAAGCGUUGGAACUUGAGGCUAAGCACCUUUUCCUUCGGUCUGAGGAAGCCCAGAAGUGCCAGGAGACAGACCUGGCAGCCCCUCAAAACCAGAAACCCGAAGCAAAGCCUGAGGUGCUGCGGAGUCAACCGGAGUCAACCCCAUUGCCAAGCUCGAAAAGCCAUAUACCGGAACCGGCCGAACCGAAGCCGCGUUUCACACUGGUCCAACCUGAGGAGAUGGGUCGAGGGUUGACCAGGCAAAAGUCAGCGCGAGAGCUGAGACAGGAAAUGAGACAGGAAAAGGGGCAGGAAGCGUUAGACAGAUUUCAGGCAGCCCCUCCCACUGCCCGCAAGGUUCCGUUGCUUUGCAAAGGCAAGUGCGGCACAAUGGUGGAGACGGAGAAGGCGGAUUACAUCAAGAAAGGGCAAGCAGGAGUUUUUUGUGAGCUUUGUUCUCAAAAAUGCAUUGCCUCAAAGAAGCAAGCAUCUUGCCAGAAGUGCACUGCAGGCUUCGAGUACUCUCAAUUUGUUUUGGAUUUGGAAGGCAGUCGCUCUGCUCCAAACCUUUGCAACAAUUGCCGUGAAAGCCAGGAGGAUGGCUGGGCAAUUGUUAGCGGACCCAUUUCCAGCACCUGAGCCAUCACGUUUUUGCGAAUUGUUGCAUGUUGUUAUAUACCCAUUGC